UUGGAGUCCUUGGUGACCAGCUUACAGUAGUCAGAGCUAUGGGCGCCCAACUUUUGAUAUCCACCGCACAUUCAGUUCGCUCACUUAUCCAGAAUACAAAGUAGACGUUUUCUUCCAGUUUCAGCCUGAUUUUUCGUGUAAAAUCAGGCCAGGCUAGACCUGUCGCGCAAUAUAUCCCCACCACCUUUUCGUUGGGUUUUUUUCCCCCUGUUUUUCCCGCAGCCAAAUAGUCUGGUGGCUGAAGAAAUCAAAAGGACUGUUUGGCGAACAUGGAGAUGUGAAAGAAGGUAUGAAGCGACUGCUGAAUAAGGACUGUAUGUGCAUCUAACAAAUAUGCAGUGAGGUGCCCUGGUUGCGGUCUGCUCGGUCAUCGAGCUCAAGGGGGAGAAAUUUUUCUUUCUUUUUUUUUUCUUUUUUUUUUGGAGCUUGGGGGGGAGAAGAAGUCGUGUGGUGCACAAAGAGCUUAUUAAGCUGAGCGUACAAGUUUUAACCAUGCAGCCCGUGUGCUGACAGGAGACUGAGCCUCAAGAGGAGUUGCAGCGUCGUGGUUUGUUUCUGUCUUGUUUUUGUAGACUUUCACCACAACACAAAGUUGGACAAGUUUUCAGUCAGCGUUAUAACGCUCGCUGUUAACGGGAGCUGGGUUCACACAGUCAGACGUGCUUCGUAUUCGCGUUAGGCAAAGUGUGUUUUUUCUUCUGCGGCACAGUGUGAGGCUUUCCUGAACUGAAGUCCAUUUUAAAUGCGGACUGGUUUUCGGUCAGUGGGUGCACAGCCGAGCUGCCAGUCGAGUGGCUGCCAGCGCCACUUGGUUUUUAAUUCAACUCGGUUAAUUUUCCACCUUCGGGUAACAACACCAUGGAGCUGAUAUACCAGAGCAUUGUCCUGCUGGGGUGCGUCUUCCUGGACUGGGCUCUUCUGUCGACUGCAGAUGAAGAGGUCCUGAUGAACACUAAGACAGAGACUUCGGAUCUCAAAUGGACCGUGUUCUCUCGUGCCAAGCCACAGUGGGAGGAAGUAAGCGGUUUAGAUGAGGAGAACAACAGUGUGAGGAUCAAUCAAAUUUGCCAAACGGACAGUUCAUCCAGCCACUGGCUGCGCAGUGGCUAUAUCCAGCGACGAGGAGCGUCUCAGGUUUAUGUGGAAUUGCGAUUCACCAUGAUGGAGUGCUCUUCCAGGAGCACACACCACCGCAGCUGUAAAGAGACCUUUAACCUCUACUACUACCAGGCAGACUCCAAUGAUGCCACUGCUACCUACCCACCCUGGAUGGAGAACCCUUACGUUAAGGUGGACACAGUGGCUGCAGACUUUCUACUAAGGAAGGACGGGGAGAAGAAAUUGAAUGUGAAGACCUUGAGACUCGGUCCUCUUAGUAAGAGAGGCUUUUACUUGGCUUUCCAAGCUCAGGGCGCCUGCAUGGCUCUGCUGUCUGUCAGGGUGUUCUUCAAGAAGUGUCCUCCUCUGGUCAGUGCUCUUUCCUCUUUCCCCGAGACUAUACCCCGUACUCUUGUGCAAGAGGCACAGGGUGUAUGUGUGGAGCAUGCAGCUCAGCAGGGUCCACGACUUCGGCCACCUAAGCUUUUCUGUGGGGAAGAUGGCCAAUGGGUGGGCCAACCAACAACCUCCUGUGCAUGUGUACCGGGAUUUGAACCAGCUGAGGGCUACACAAGAUGCACAGCCUGUCCUGUGGGUCAGUUUAAGUCGGGCACAGAGGGACAGUGCAGAGGCUGCCCAGGAUUCAGCCAGGCCACCAUCAGGGGAUCGUCAGUGUGUGCAUGUCGUCCUGGGUACCUACGUGCCGAAUCGGACACUCCUGACACCCCAUGCACAAGAACUCCCUCGGCUCCUCGCAGCAUCAACCCCACCGUUAACUUCACCACGCUCACUCUGGAUUGGAAUGAGCCGCUAGAUAACGGUGGCAGAACAGACCUGAGCUACGCUGUGAGGUGCUCGCUAUGCGGGUCACCAAAGGAAACGUGCCUGCCCUGCGGAGACAGCGUCAGUUACCGGCCUGCGCAAGAUGGCCUUCUGGGUCGCAGGGUGGAGGUGUGGGGCCUGCUGCCGCACACAACAUACACUUUCACUAUUCAGGCACUCAACGGGGUGUCUCAGCUCAGUGCCAAGGCGCCUGCCAGUGAAAGUGUCAACAUCACUACGACCCACAAUGUGCCGCCACUGGUGUCUGUGAUUCAGAAGAGCGACUCCACAGAGAGCAGUCUGACUCUGCACUGGUCAGUCCCAGCUCAGCCACACUACACCAUCCUGCAGUAUCAGCUGCGCUACUGUGAGAAGGAGCGACGUAGCGAGGACCAGUGCCACUUCAUGGAGAGUAACAGAAACCAGGCUGUGCUGACAGACCUGCGCAGGGCUAGUCAGUAUGAAGUGCGGGUUCGGGCACGCACCCUGGCCGGCUACGGCAGCUUCAGUCCACCAGUUAUUUUCAGCACUCUGCCUGAUGGACAUGACUCUGCCUCCCAGUUCUUGGUACCUGGCAUUCUUAUCGCUGUCGGGAUGCUGCUGCUUGUCACUUUCGUCUUUGUGGCCGCCUACUGCAUUCGCCGGCACAGCCGAAUAAAGGAUCCAGAGCUGAGUGACAAAAACAGCCAGUACCUCAUUGGCCAAGGGGUCAAGGUUUAUAUCGACCCUUUCACCUAUGAGGACCCUAAUGAGGCAGUGAGAGAAUUUGCCAAGGAAAUCGAUGUUUCCUUUGUCAAAAUUGAGGAGGUCAUCGGUGCCGGGGAGUUUGGGGAGGUGUGUCGAGGACGACUAAAGAUUCCAGGGAAAAAGGAAAACUACGUAGCAAUUAAAACUCUAAAGGGAGGUUACACUGAGAAGCAGAGACGGGACUUCCUGUCUGAGGCAUCCAUUAUGGGACAGUUCCAACACCCCAACAUUAUCCAUCUGGAGGGAAUCAUCACAGCCAGCUGUCCAGUCAUGAUCCUGACAGAGUAUAUGGAGAAUGGAGCUCUGGACUCUUUUCUUCGGCUGAAUGACAGCCAGUUCACACCCAUCCAGCUGGUUGGUAUGCUGCGUGGCAUUGCCUCUGGCAUGAAGUACCUGGCAGAGAUGAGUUACGUCCACCGAGACCUGGCUGCCCGCAACAUCCUGAUCAACAGCAACCUGGUGUGCAAGGUGUCUGACUUUGGCUUGUCACGCUUCCUGCAGGAGAACUCCUCUGACCCGACCUACACUAGCUCUCUGGGAGGUAAGAUCCCAAUCCGCUGGACAGCACCGGAGGCGAUAGCCUUCAGAAAGUUUACCUCAGCCUCAGAUGUGUGGAGCUAUGGCAUCGUCAUGUGGGAGGUCAUGUCUUUUGGAGAAAGACCGUAUUGGGACAUGAGCAACCAGGAUGUGAUCAAUGCCAUAGAGCAGGACUAUCGGCUGCCCCCACCACCUGACUGCCCCACCCACCUGCACCAACUGAUGCUGGACUGCUGGCAGAAGGACCGCUCGGCACGGCCUCGCUUUGCAGACCUUGUUAGCGCUCUGGACAAACUCAUCCGCAACCCCGCAUCGCUGAAAAUAGUGGCUCAAGAAGGAGCAGGGCCGUCCUACCCCCUGCUGGACCAGCGUGCACCUUUAGCUCUCCCACCGUGUGCCUCAGUGGGGGAUUGGCUAAGGGCCAUCAAGAUGGAGCGUUAUGAAGACAGUUUCCUUCAGGCCGGCUUCAACUCAGUGGACCAGCUAGCCCAGAUCACUACACAAGAUCUGCUGCACAUGGGAGUGACUUUGGCUGGGCAUCAGAGGAAAAUCCUUUCCAGCAUCCAGACAAUGACCUUUCAAAACAAGAGCACUGCAACUGUGACCUUCUAGCUGACCUGCCUCUUAUUCUGGACAUGACACCAGCACACAGGUGCUGUCAAAUACUGAGAGCACUCUGGAUCCUCUGCUGUGAGCCACUUUGAACACAGACUCAAAGAGAGAUUAGCAACUUUAUUCAUGACCAAGAAAAAUAGGGGGGAAAAAGUCAUGUGAACUGUUAAGAGUUGUCCAGAGAUUGGCAGGUCUCAGUCACAGAGGGACCAGGUGAUAAAGCUGUGCAGAGUGACUGCUUCUUUUUUUUUUUUUUUAACAUUUGUGGUCAGUGUUUUUACAUCUACCCAAGAUUUGGAGUCAGUACAUGUGGUAAACAGAGGACCAGCAGACCAGUGUCAUUAAAAAAAAAAUAUAUAUAUAUAUACUGGUCCGUUGUCUCAAAAUGUCACUUUGAACUUUCACCAAAGGAGACAAGAAGAAAUGCCAAUAUUUUUAGUUUUCGUAUUGUUGUGUAAUUAUGAAUGGAAACUGCUUUCGAGGCUGAUGACAUUACUUGAGAGACACCUUUCACAUCAAGAACAUGAACAUUUUAAGUGUGGGACUUUUACUCCCCACCCCCCACCCAAUUUGAUUUCAAUAUUACCUCCUUUUUACUCAGGUGUGAUGUGUAAUGCAGACUUUGGAGAGCGCUGUACUCGCUCUAAUCAGACUCCUGAUCUUCCUCAGUCUGGCUCUCUUUGCCAGCUCAGCAACAUGUGAGAAGAAAGGCACAGAGACAUAUCAGCACUUUUGUCAUUUCAGAGUCAAUUGUAAUCUUCAGUAACUCCAUGUGUUUCUCAUGGAGAGAGGUUGGUUAUUUCUAAUUCUGGUGUUUCUGCUGGCAGCUCAGUUUUAUUAUAGUCGGGCUGAACAAAGACCAAGUGGACUGAGAGACCAGAGAAAACUGUAGAAUCAGUUCUCUUUAUAGAAAAUAACAAAGGAUGUAGUCUGGCCUCAAGCUUGUUUUUCUUGAUAUAACUGAUACAUUUUUAAUUAUCUUAUUCUGUAUUCUGCAUUUUUCAGUGCCAUUCAUUUGUCUUUGUGAACUAAAAUGCCAUUUUUAUAAAGCAGAAGUCUUUCACGAGUGAUUCGGUUCUGUCUCUUUUAAAUACACCUUAAAGGGUAACUGUCUGCUUUUGUGAUACAAAAAGAGGUUCCUAACAAAAAGCAUGAAAAACAGUACAUGACCUUAAGUUAACACACUAGCUUGUAGCCACCUUGGUUGGUUGGUUUCACCAGUGGUUUCGCUCUGCAAAGCCAGUGAUUCUCACAGCUGCUGUUUGAUUAGCAGAGCAACACCUCUCACUUUGCUGGAUGUAAUGUCAGUACAAUAUUUCUGCAUAUGGGUACCUAAAAAGGAUAAGCAGAAGAAGAUAGAUGGAUGGAUGGAAAACAAA
Archocentrus centrarchus (flier cichlid) is the source of this 5195-nucleotide messenger RNA. It is a transcript of the gene ephb4a, whose product is annotated as eph receptor B4a. NCBI's taxonomy places the organism in Eukaryota, Metazoa, Chordata, Actinopteri, Cichliformes, Cichlidae. The record is from RefSeq and is a predicted model, not a curated record. Gene Ontology annotation, molecular function: protein binding; transmembrane-ephrin receptor activity; ATP binding. Bases 859 to 3816 code for a protein of 985 amino acids. The transcript has 17 exons. Gene Ontology annotation, biological process: ephrin receptor signaling pathway; axon guidance; protein phosphorylation. Gene Ontology annotation, cellular component: dendrite; plasma membrane.